CCCUCUCUGCGCAUGCGCCCCUCCUGCCGGCGUGGGGGGAAGGCCAAGGCGUCGUGAGCGCUCGGCGCCUUGAGGGAGGGCGGACUGCGCGUGCGCGCGGGCGAAAGAGAGAGAGAGAGAGCGAUAGCGAGAAAGAGAGAGAGAGGGUGGCGGCGGCGUGGGAGGCAGGCGCGGCGGCGUCCCGCGGGCUCUGCGCAUGCGCGGGGCCGGGAGAGAGGGAGGCGAAGGGCCCCGGCUGAGGCGGCGGUGGCGGCGGCGCAGGAGGCCGCGCGGGAGGCCCGGAAGGACCAUGGCGGCCGCCACGGCCACCCAGACCACGUCCACCACCAACACCACGGGCCCAGGCUCGGCGGCAGGAGCGGGAGGAGGAGGCGGCGGCGGAGGAGCAGUAGGCCCCGCUGAGGGCCCGCCCGCCUCAGGCCUCUCCUCAGCCUCCUCCUCAGCCUCGUCCUCGUCGUCCUCCUCGGGCCCUCCGGCGGCCGUGUCGAGGCGCAAGGACGGCGGCCCGGCGGGGAAGUUCUGGGAGAGCCCCGACACCGCGGCCCAGCUCGACGCCGCCCGGCUCUGGCUCGGGAAGCACUGCAAGAAGUAUGUUCAGGCAGAUGCUCCUACCAAUAAAACACUGGCGGGGCUUGUGAUGCAGCUGCUGCAGUUUCAGGAAGAUGCCUUCGGAAAACAUGUCGCCAAUCCUGCCUUCACAAAAUUCCCUGCAAAGUGCUUCAUGGAUUUCAAAGCUGGCGGUACGCUGUGCCACAUUCUUGGUGCUGCUUAUAAGUAUAAGAAUGAGCAAGGAUGGCGGAGGUUUGACUUGCAGAAUCCUUCCCGGAUGGAUCGAAAUGUAGAAAUGUUUAUGAACAUUGAAAAAACAUUAGUGCAGAAUAACUGUCUGAGCAGGCCGACCAUCUACCUCGUUCCAGAUAUAGAGCUCAAGUUGGCCAAUAAGCUAAAAGACAUUGUGAAACGUCACCAGGGAACCGUCACUGAUGACAAGUCUAAAGCCACCCACCAUGUUUAUCCUGUUCCUACCUCAUUGGAUGAAGAAGAGUGGUUCAGACCUGUGUUGAAGAAAGACAAGCAGGUCCUUGUGCACUGGGGCUAUUACCCUGACAGCUACGACACUUGGGUUCAUGCUACUGAUGUGGAGGCGGAAAUUGAAGAUCCUCCCAUUCCAGAAAAGCCCUGGAAGGUCCAUGCCAAAUGGAUUCUGGACACAGAUGUCUUCAACGAAUGGAUGAACGAAGAAGAUUACGAGGUCGAUGAGAACAAGAAGCCGGUGAGCUUUCGCCAGCGGAUCUAUAUGAAAAAUGAAGAACAGCCAGUUCGUAGCCCAGAACGGCGCGAUCGGAAGGCAACGGUUGGGGCCAGGAAAAGGAAGCACUCCCCUUCCCCGCCGCCACCUCCUCCCACUCCAGUGGAAUCCAGGAAGAAAGCUGGGAAGAAGGGGCAAACAGGCCUUUAUGGGAAGAGGAGGGGUCAGCGGGAGGACGAUGAGCAGGAAGACCUCACCAAGGACAUGGAGGACCCCACCCCUGUGCCGAACAUGGAGGAAGUGGUGCUCCCCAAAAACGUAAACCCAAAGAAAGAUAGCGAAAACACUCCAGUGAAAGGAGGGACGGUUGCAGACCUUGAUGAGCAGGAUGAGGAGACGGUGGCUACAGGAGGAAAGGAAGAUGAAGAUCCCAACAGAGGUGACCAGAGCCGCUCCAUCGACACGGGAGAAGACAAUGUCACAGAGCAGACAAAUCACAUCAUUAUCCCCAGCUAUGCCUCCUGGUUCGAUUAUAACUGCAUCCACGUGAUUGAACGCCGCGCUCUUCCAGAGUUCUUCAAUGGGAAGAACAAGUCUAAGACCCCGGAGAUAUACUUGGCCUACCGCAAUUUCAUGAUCGAUACCUACCGCCUGAACCCUCAGGAGUACCUGACCAGCACAGCCUGCAGGAGGAACUUGACCGGAGAUGUUUGUGCUGUAAUGAGGGUGCAUGCCUUCCUGGAGCAGUGGGGGCUCAUUAAUUACCAGGUGGACCCCGAAAGCCGUCCCAUGGCCAUGGGCCCUCCUCCCACCCCACACUUCAACGUCUUGGCGGACACUCCCUCUGGGCUCAUGCCGCUGCAUCUGCGCACACCUCAGAUCCCAGCCUCCCAGCAGAUGUUGAAUUUUCCUGAGAAGAACAAGGAGAAACCUACUGACCUGCAGAACUUUGGGCUUCGUACAGACAUCUACUCCAAGAAAACAUUAGCAAAGAGCAAAGGUGCCAGCGCUGGACGAGAAUGGACAGAGCAGGAGACACUGCUGCUGCUUGAGGCCCUGGAGAUGUACAAAGACGACUGGAACAAGGUUUCGGAGCACGUGGGCAGCCGCACCCAGGAUGAGUGCAUCCUGCACUUCCUGCGUCUCCCCAUCGAGGACCCUUACCUGGAGAACUCGGACGCCUCCCUGGGGCCCUUGGCCUACCAGCCGGUGCCUUUCAGCCAGUCGGGGAACCCCGUGAUGAGCACCGUGGCCUUCCUGGCCUCCGUGGUGGACCCCCGCGUGGCCUCGGCUGCCGCCAAAGCUGCUUUAGAGGAGUUUUCCCGGGUGCGAGAAGAGGUGCCGCUGGAGCUGGUGGAGGCCCACGUCAAGAAAGUCCAAGAGGCAGCCAGGAUCUCUGGGAAAGUGGAUCCCUCCUAUGGCCUGGAGAGCAGCUGCAUUGCAGGGACCGCGCCAGACGAGCCGGAGAAAUUCGAUGGAGCUGAGCAAGAAAAGAUGGAGACAGAGACGGAGGGACCGCAGGCGGACAAAAUCAAGGUAGAAAACAAAGGAGAUAAUGAAGCAGGAGAUGGAAACAAAGCCCAGGAAGCGGAGGAGGAGAGAAGUGCCGAAAAGGAACAGGACGGGGAAGCCACUCAGGACUCUAAGACAGAUGAGAAGGAGGCCGAAGAGAACAAGGAGAACCUUGAUGUCUGCAAAGACAAGGAGGGCGACGCUGGGAAGAAGCGAGUGGAGCACGAAAUCUCCGAAGGGAACGUGGCCACGGCCGCAGCUGCCGCUCUUGCCUCCGCUGCCACCAAAGCCAAGCAUCUUGCUGCCGUCGAGGAGAGGAAGAUCAAGUCCUUGGUGGCCCUCCUGGUUGAGACACAGAUGAAGAAGCUGGAGAUCAAACUCCGCCAUUUCGAGGAGCUGGAAACCAUCAUGGACAGAGAGAAAGAGGCGCUGGAGCAGCAGAGGCAGCAGCUGCUGACGGAGCGCCAGAACUUCCACAUGGAGCAGCUGAAGUACGCGGAGCUGCGCGCCCGGCAGCAGAUGGAGCAGCAGCAGCACAGCCAGAACGCGCAGCAGCAGUCGCACCAGCACCCCGUUGGGCCCGGCAUGAAUCCCCUGGGGACCGGCAGCCACCCCGGUUUGGCCUCCCACCCGCAGCCGCCGCCCUACGCCAUGAUGCACCACCCCAUGCCCCCUCCUCACCCGCCGCAGACAGGUCAAAUCCUUGGGCCGAGCUCCAUGAUGGCCGGGCAGCCCCUGCCGGGACGGAUCAUGCCCAGCGCCACCGCCGGAGCCUCCAGCACCCACCCUGCCACCACCACCACCACCAGCAGCUCCAGCAACACCAGCACAGCCAGCUCUGCUUCUGGGACGGCAGCCGGAAACGUGGCAGGGCCUCGAGGAGCCAUGGCCUCCCCAAACGGCCUGUAUCCGCCUCCAGCCCAGCAGCCUCCUCCUCCUCCAGCUGACGGGGCCACUCCACCUCCUGCUGCAGCCCCAGUGGCCUCUGCGGCCCCCUGACCGGACCAGCGACAAGGAGCCUCUCCAAGCAGUGCCAGUAGCAACCAAAAAGCCACCCAGCCACCUCCCUCCCUCCUUUUCCUGCCCCUUCCUUCCCAUGGCUUCUCUUCCGCUCCACAUGCCACUCACCCAAGGCUUGAUGCUCUUCUCCGUUUGGAGACGGGGCAGCUGUAACAUCUUGCAUCUCGCCCUCCUGCCAAGAACAAAACAAAUGCACCCCAGACCUGGCAUUGCUUCCCUGGGGGCUUUGCAACAUUAUCUCCCUCUUUUCCCCAAGAGGGAAGGGUGGGCACAAUGGUCUGCCCCUUUCAGGGUGAGUUGAAGCAUCAAUAUAGAGGUGGGUCAGGGUGCAGAGGAGAAAGAGGGGCUUCCCCAGCAUCACACACCCCUUGGUCCUGAGGAAUGCCCACCUGGGCCUCCACAACCACCUCACCAAGUUACUCAAUGGAAAUAUUGCUUUGGGGUAGACCCUCAAAAGGAGAGUGAUCCAUUCCCAUUCUUCUCUGGCCGGAGAAGGUGUGCCUUGUUCUCUUUCUCCUCCCCAUCUCUGUGGUCUUUCACAUCCAGGACUCAAAACCAUGUCCUCUUCUGCCCUCUCUACCCUCCUUUCCUCAUGCUGCUCCUUUCCAAAUGGGAAAGUGAGUCGUUAUGGGAUCAUAGUGGAGCAGGUCCUGUGUGUCUUGCUGGCUCUCAAAACCAUGGCUUGCAAACAUUGUGAAGGGCUGAUUCUGCAAAGCCUAGUUGCUUCUUCCUUUCCGGAAGGGCCCCCAUGGGAGCCAAGGGAACCAGAGUCUUGUCUUCCUUCCGUGUUCAUUCUCACACGUCCUCACUUGCUCACAACACAUUCCAGCUAUCGAUGAACAAGUAAAACAGUUGCAUCUAAGUCAUGGCCUUUGUAGGAGAUAAAGUUGCCCAUUUGAGGACCUGUUGCUCUGUCUUUGCCGGGGAGUUUCCUCUUUAUUCACUGGCUGGUCUUUCUCCCUCUUCUGUCUUCAUCCAAGCAUUGGAGGAGUUCUUGUGCAAAGACUUCUCCUUGGGCUGGGACCACCAUCUCUGGGCUUGCAUUCCCUUCCAGGUAGAACCAUUCCAGGACGGGCUCACCUGGAGUCAGAUCAUAGCUCAUGUGCUCUUCCUUCCGGGGAGAAGGGGGUGUGCAGGGGUGGGGGUCCUUGCAUCUGCCAUGCUCAGGAGCAAGAGCACAGGCUAUGCUUUGCACCUGCGGCACCUUUCCAUCACACAUCCUUGCCUGCGCUGCCUUUAGGGCCUCCCAAAAACGAUCUCAGGCUGCCUGGGGAUGGGGAGCGCAAGCAAUGUUCUUCCAUGUGUUUGGGUUUCUGAGCAGCUCCCAUGGUUUGCUCUUUUUCCCACCUCAGAGAGCAGAGAAAUCCCAAUAGAGAAGCCCCCCUCUGGCUGUGGGUUGGGGUCUCCCCUCUGAAGCCCCUUCCCCCUUCUCCCCUUCCAUCCCUUCACCCUCCGUGGGGCACCUGGCACCGUGGGGCACACACGGCUCCGCUCAGUCCUCUCGAUACUCAUAACCUCAGGUUGUUUUUAGUACGAUCCACUUCAGAUGCGCCAAGUUCUCAGAUGGAGAGCUCGUCCUUUGUUUUUUCUCCCCCUCCUCCUUUUUUACUCUACUGUUGAUUCUGUCUUGCAGCCUACUAUGAAUUGUUAACAGGAUUGUCUUUCCGCGCCGGGAGGGGAGAAAAGACGACUUUUUAGUUGUUGUUUGGGGAGGGGAGGGAGGGGGAAGGAUUUUUUAAAGCAAACACCUUUAGUUGUUCCUGCAAAACAGCCACUCAAUUUUGUGAAAUAAAACAUGCGGGUGUUUUUCUUUUUUUUAAAGAACAACUUAA
This is a messenger RNA of Anolis carolinensis (green anole), 5613 nucleotides long. It is a transcript of the gene smarcc1, whose product is annotated as SWI/SNF related, matrix associated, actin dependent regulator of chromatin subfamily c member 1. Gene Ontology annotation, cellular component: SWI/SNF complex; nBAF complex; npBAF complex. The transcript has 28 exons. Gene Ontology annotation, molecular function: histone binding; nucleosomal DNA binding. Lineage: Eukaryota; Metazoa; Chordata; Lepidosauria; Squamata; Anolidae. Gene Ontology annotation, biological process: positive regulation of DNA-templated transcription. The record is from RefSeq and is a predicted model, not a curated record. Bases 197 to 3760 code for a protein of 1187 amino acids.